This is a messenger RNA of Camelina sativa (false flax), 1119 nucleotides long. Lineage: Eukaryota; Viridiplantae; Streptophyta; Magnoliopsida; Brassicales; Brassicaceae. The record is from RefSeq and is a predicted model, not a curated record.
UGCUUUCCAUGGAAACUCCCUCAAUCUUUAGAACAUAUAUAGUUUUUGAAUUAUAUGAACUCUCUCUCUCUCUAGUUUACUCUAGCGUGUUUUAGUUGCGAGAUUUAAACGAAAUCGAGAUGUAAUCGAAGAAGGUGGUUGUGCGUACUAAAUUAGUGAUUACAAGUCAACGAAAUCCAUGAGGUUUAUUCGCGAUGGAAUUAGGGUUUCUACCAAUUUUGGCUUGUUUUUUUUGAUGAAAUUAGGAUUGAGUAGUACUACUGAUCACUGUACGAUUACGAUUCUGUCUGUUAUGGUUACUCUUUGCUCAUAAGGUUUAUCUUGUUUGGUGCUUGGUGAACAACUGCAAUUCUCAUGGAAAAAUAACUCUGUUUUGUAAUUUGUAGUACCUAGGCCAAGGGAAUUGGUGACUGAGUAUUGUAAGACUGGUUGAUGCAGUAUCACAUUCUUUAAGAUUUUGAGUUUGGAAUUGAUUCUUUUUGUUUCUGCAAUUAAAAUGGAUACUGGUGGGUGGGUAGAUGAAAAAAGCGAGAACAGAAUAUAUGUUGGAAACCUGGAUCUUCGAAUAAACGAGGCAGCAUUGAUAAAAAUGUUUUCUCCAUAUGGGAAGAUAAUAUCAGAAGACUUCCUUUGGCACACACGCGGGCCAAAGAAAGGAGAACCACGCGGCUAUGCUUUCAUUCAGUUCAGCUGUAAAGAGGAAGCUGAAUUGGCGAAGGAGAAGAUGCAUGGGAGAUUAGCUUGUGGUAGGCCGUUGGUUGUACGUCUAGCUAGUGAGAAGCAUCUAGAAGAUUCCUCUCAUGAUCAUCGUUCCAAAAGAUCAUUACCAGAAGCAAAUAGAACGAGGUUUGUAACUGGGAGUAGUAGUAGCUCAGGACAAAUGAGCCGAAACGAAAAAGUAGCUGCCAUUAAGAAAAAACUCAAAGCUUUGGAAGAAGAUGAGAAGAAACAAGAUCCCAAGAAACAGAAGAGAGAAAAAAAAAAAUCGGUUUUAAACACACAGCUUUGUGUCAUCUUCAACGUUUUUGUAUCUGUUUUUUUUUUUUAUACUUUUGGCACUUCUAUAGUUGAACCCGAAUUCGGUUUACUGGUUUAAUCAAAACCAAAUUUGAUUUUCGA